GCCCAGUCGUUCUCAUCGAUGUGACCGGAGUUUCUCUUCCGCUGACAGCCCGCUGUCACACAGUGAUCAUGCUAUCCCAUUCCCGGUGUCUCACCAGGAAUUUCGGCCGCUCCCUCUCUGCCAUCCGCCAGGGCAACAAUGGGUUAGCUCGUCGGGCCACUGCAGUUUUGUCAACUUGCCAUCCUAUCACCGUAAACAACAACGUACCAUAUAAUCCCCGAUCCAGUAUCUUCCAAAUCCAGUACUUCAGGACAUCUGUAGCUUACAGAGAUGAAGUCAUCACAGUCAAGACUCCUGCAUUCGCAGAGUCUGUCACAGAGGGGGAUGUAAGGUGGGAGAAAGCUGUUGGCGACACUGUCUCUGAGGAUGAGGUGGUGUGUGAAAUUGAAACAGACAAGACAUCAGUGCAGGUGCCCUCUCCUUCUGCUGGAGUAAUAGAGGAACUUUUGGUCCCAGAUGGGGGGAAGGUCGAAGGAGGAACACCACUUUUUAAGCUUAAAAAAGGAGCCGGGGCCCCCAAAGCUCCAGAAGGUUCAAAAGCCGAGGCCCCAGCUGCCACUGCUGCCCCGCCGCCUCCUGCUGCUCCAACCCCCCCUCCCCCAUCCACUGCGGGGCCCAUUCCCACCACCAUGCCCCCGGUGCCACCUGUGCCAGCACAUGCUAUGGACACCAAACCAGUUUCAGCCAUCAAACCCACCGCUGCUCCAUCGGUACCAGCAGCCCAUGCAGAGGGUGGAGCUAAAGCAGCAAGGACCGAGAGCAGAGUGAAGAUGAAUCGCAUGAGACUAAGAAUUGCCCAGAGGCUGAAGGAAGCCCAAAACACCUGUGCUAUGUUGACUACUUUUAAUGAGGUCGAUAUGAGUAACAUCAGUGAGAUGAGGAAGGCUUACAAAGAUGCUUUUCUGAAAAAACACAACAUCAAGCUGGGCUUCAUGUCUGCGUUCGUGAAGGCCGCCGCGUACGCUCUAGUUGACCAGCCUGCUGUCAAUGGAGUGAUUGACGAUACGACCAAAGAGAUUGUGUACAGGGACUAUGUGGACAUCAGUGUUGCUGUUGCAACGCCUAAGGGUUUGGUGGUUCCCGUAAUACGAAAUGUAGAAGAAAUGAACUUUGCUGAUAUUGAGAAGGCAAUCAAUUUGUUAGGAGAAAAGGCACGUAAAAACGAGCUAGCUGUCGAAGACAUGGAUGGAGGCACCUUUACCAUCAGCAAUGGCGGCGUUUUUGGGUCCUUGUUUGGCACACCUAUUAUCAACCCACCACAAUCUGCUAUUUUGGGCAUGCAUGGCAUCUUCGACAGGCCUGUUGCAGUUGGUGGCAAGGUGGAGAUCCGUCCAAUGAUGUAUGUCGCUUUGACAUACGACCACCGUCUCAUCGAUGGAAGAGAGGCCGUCACUUUCCUGCGUAAGAUCAAGUCAGUGGUGGAGGACCCCAGGGUUCUCCUCCUCGACAUGUGAACCUUUGUCAACUCCGGGCCCACCGAACCAACCCCACACCAACGGCUGCUGUUCACAACUAAGAAGAAAAAACUACCAUAACUGCAUUUAAUGUAAUGUAUUGGUUAACUAGAGGGAUAAACGAGGAUUUAUUGUGAAAAGUUCGGUUGUGCUGUGGACAUUUGUAAGACCAGCUGAAAGGUUUAAGUCCUGGGCUUUGGGGUUUCAGGUGCUGGUCUUUUGAUCAAAGAAACAAA
Molecule: messenger RNA, 1690 nt
Organism: Cyprinodon variegatus (sheepshead minnow)
Lineage: Eukaryota; Metazoa; Chordata; Actinopteri; Cyprinodontiformes; Cyprinodontidae
Gene: dlst
Product: dihydrolipoyllysine-residue succinyltransferase component of 2-oxoglutarate dehydrogenase complex, mitochondrial-like
Exons: 15
Coding region: 69-1454 (461 amino acids)
Biological process (GO): tricarboxylic acid cycle
Cellular component (GO): oxoglutarate dehydrogenase complex
Molecular function (GO): dihydrolipoyllysine-residue succinyltransferase activity
Source: RefSeq, a predicted model, not a curated record